Molecule: messenger RNA, 360 nt
Organism: Linum trigynum
Lineage: Eukaryota; Viridiplantae; Streptophyta; Magnoliopsida; Malpighiales; Linaceae
Source: the annotation of a GenBank genome assembly
AUGGAACCUCAUGGCUUCUCCAACCAUUGGGGGUAUCCACCACCAUCCGAGUGGUAUUACCCCGAGACCCCCUGGAGCAAUCAAGGAGGAGAAGACUAUGGAUUCGGGUUCCAGUACAAACCCCCUUACUAUGGUGAACAAUCAGACCCCUGGGCAUAUCAAGAACAACCUCAUUACCAAGAAGACUUUCUCCCACAACCAGAAGGGCCAUCGGAGCUGGAGUUACACAUGGCGGCCUUCACGGGCCACUCUGCAGAGCCAUGCUACACUUCACUCGAAGAUCCGAACAAACAAUUAAGGCUUCUCGUGGAGCAGUUUGCUCGAGACACUGAGAGAUCAUGCUCCAAGAUGGAUCUUUAA